AUGCAAUUUGUUGAGCCAAGUUGGCAGUUCAUAAAGGACUCAAUUCGGCUAGUUAAGAGAUGCACCAAACCUGACAGAAAAGAAUUCCAGAAGAUUGUCAUAGCCACAGCGAUAGGAUUUGCUAUCAUGGGCUUUACUGGGUUCUUUGUGAAACUGAUCCAUAUCCCUAUUAAUAACAUUAUUGUGGGUGGCUGA
This is a messenger RNA of Psammomys obesus (fat sand rat), 195 nucleotides long. Its product is annotated as protein transport protein Sec61 subunit gamma-like. Gene Ontology annotation, cellular component: membrane; Ssh1 translocon complex. Gene Ontology annotation, molecular function: transmembrane protein transporter activity. Lineage: Eukaryota; Metazoa; Chordata; Mammalia; Rodentia; Muridae. The coding region runs from base 1 to 195 and encodes 64 amino acids. The transcript has a single exon. Gene Ontology annotation, biological process: protein targeting; post-translational protein targeting to membrane, translocation. The record is from RefSeq and is a predicted model, not a curated record.